Molecule: messenger RNA, 1608 nt
Organism: Cyclospora cayetanensis
Lineage: Eukaryota; Apicomplexa; Conoidasida; Eucoccidiorida; Eimeriidae
Product: micronemal protein 4-like
Exons: 2
Coding region: 1-1608 (535 amino acids)
Biological process (GO): proteolysis
Cellular component (GO): extracellular region
Molecular function (GO): protein binding
Source: RefSeq, a predicted model, not a curated record
AUGGAGAGUAGGCAAGUUCACCGCUGUGCCAUACAGGCUCUGGAGUCGCCUCUAGAGUCAUCCUUCCACUCACAGGUACCUUCCCCAAGCAUUUGUGUCGAGAAAAUUGCAACUAGUGAGUGGAAUGCUCUCCCAAUGAUACCAGUAUUCUUAUCGGCACAGGAGCACGGCUCUAGGCACAGUGGCUUGCACCAAUUCAAGGAACUAGCGGUUCUGGCCGCCAUCGUCGUAGCCCUUUCAAACCAGGAAAGGACGGAAGCACGGACGGCCCCGAACCGUCUUGCUCUAGAUGGAUCUCGAUCAUUCAACGCGCAGUCCAUGAUUGAAGCCCAAUGGGGAACAUCUUAUAGCUAUGUGCACGGGAUGCGGACUGUUGACGGUGAUCUCGUUUUUAUAUUUGAAAGUUUGUCGGACGAGGCCAAGCCUUAUGCCGUUCAGGUUGGACCCCAAAACGAAUGCGCUGGUAUGGGCAUUCUUGUGGACAUGCGGAAGUCGGAGGUGUCUGACAAGUUUUCCAGUAUUUCCAGUGCAGAUGAUUGCCAGGAACUGUGCGCACAGACAAGGAAUUGCGUCGGUGCCACUUAUGAUGAGUCCGCGUCAACCUGCAGUCUGAUGAAAAGCUUGCGGUGGCUCUCGGAAGGCCUGUCGACACUGGUUGUGCCGUCUUGCGACUCGGGGUGCUUUCAGGAAGGCAAGAAGUUCGAUAAUGAUGGAACUUCGCUGGGGUUUGCCCCCAAUCCGAAUAUCUGCCAGGCGAUGUGUGAGGGAGAGUCGGAGUGCCGCGCCUUCACAUGGAAGCGGACGGAUAAACAAUGUUUCUCUCAUAGGAUUGCUGGGAAUACGGUAGCCGACGCUGACGCAGUAAAUGGGCUCAGGGGAAGCUGCUCAGUGAGCAAAAAAACAGCUAACUAUGCACAGUCUUGCCUAGUCGAAAAUGUUUCCGCCACUGGUGACGAUUAUCGAAUGCAGCGAGGCGUUGGUACUGUACAAGCCUGCAAUGAAAUCUGUCUCUCGGAGAGCAGGUGCAACUGGUUCACCUACAAUCAAAAAGAUCAAAUAUGCUUCCUCAAAAAUGUUCGAGGAUCAAGUUUGAAGUUUUUUAAGUCUGGAGACUUAACUGGGCCUAAGUACUGUGACACGAGCUGCUUCCUAAAAGACAUUGAGUACAUGAUUGAUAGAGUUGCCACAUUGACUGUAGAAGACGCUUCUCGUUGUCGCUACGAGUGUUCAGUGCACUCGCAGUGCCAGAGGUGGACCUUUCACAUGAGUGUUCGGGGAUGCUAUCUCUUUGGAGAGGUAAAAACUGCUGUGGGUAAACGUACACCAGGCUUUUGGAGUGGUUUUAAGGGUGGCUGUGGAGCCGAGCCGCUCUAUGCCUUGAAUGCUCCAAGUUGUGUACAGAGGGGAGUCAAAUACAACUCAGCGCUGCUUGAAGUUUUGCCCGCAGAGACUGCCACGUUAUGCCAACAGAAGUGCCAAGCCAACUCCAGUUGUGAGACAUUUGCAUACAAUACGUCGACGAAGAAUGCUUGCGAGUUUCACGGACCGACCUCCGAUUCUCAGAAAAGUUACAACCCCUAUUUCAUGGCAGGGCCAAAAAGAUGUUAG